AUGAAAUGGUUAGACAACCAAGAUGCUGUGGACUGUGUUUGCUGUUUUGCUCCUAAAAAUGAGACUAUGCAACACGUGUUUGUGGAAGGCAAAGCUGCUGAAUACAUAUGGAAAGCUAUGGGAGCUUCUCUUGGCAUCCAACAUCAUCAUAUACCAAUAAGGGGACUCUUGAACUACUGGUGGAACAGGAAAGCCAAAAACAAAGUUCAUAAAUUGAUUCUACAAGCCACCCCAAUCAUGGUUUGCUGGGAAAUAUGGAAAGCAUGGACUGCUUAUAAGUAUGGAGAUAACAACAAGUUCCAGUUGUACAGAAUGGUCACUAAGUGCAUAUGGAACAUGAAAGCUGUGAUUCAAGAUGCAUUCCCCUCUGUUGUUAUAGAUGAGAGUUGGAUCAGCAUAUGCAACUAUGUUAAAAGGCUUAGCCCAAUUAUCAGAUCAGUCACUAUCAAAUGGAACAAACCACAAACUAAUAUGACAAAGUUGAACACUGAUGGGAGUCACUUCAAGAGUACUAGUAAGGCAGGAAUUGAAGGAGUGGUGAGAAAUGAACAUGGUGAUCUCAUUGCAACCUUCUCCUUCCUUGUUCAAUGCAACAGUAGCAAUCAGGUAAAAGUACUUGCUAUCAGAACUGGAGUGGAAUGGUGCAUACAAAAUGGGGUGUUGAACCUUCAUGUGGAACUGGAUAGUAUGGUUAUAGCAAACAUGCUGAUUAACAAAGAUACUGAUAACCUCAAGCUCAAACACAUUGUGAGGAGUACUACUAACCUGCUAAAUGGCACCAAGCACUGCAUAUCUCAUUGCUUCAGAGAAGUCAACAAAUGUGCUGAUUUUUUGGCCAAGCUAGCUGCUACAAGUGGUAAUAGGACCUUCUAUCACUCUCUACGAGAACUGCCUAGAGAGGUAAAGGGACUAUUACAACUUGACAAAGGACAGGUCCCUACUUUUAGAAGAAGCUAUGAAAAAAGUAAUUUCUUUGUUAGUUAA
Molecule: messenger RNA, 984 nt
Organism: Lycium barbarum (goji berry)
Lineage: Eukaryota; Viridiplantae; Streptophyta; Magnoliopsida; Solanales; Solanaceae
Exons: 1
Coding region: 1-984 (327 amino acids)
Molecular function (GO): nucleic acid binding; RNA-DNA hybrid ribonuclease activity
Source: RefSeq, a predicted model, not a curated record